Molecule: messenger RNA, 1693 nt
Organism: Paramecium tetraurelia
Lineage: Eukaryota; Ciliophora; Oligohymenophorea; Peniculida; Parameciidae
Exons: 4
Source: RefSeq, a predicted model, not a curated record
AUGCAAAAACUCAACACCUACGAGGCAACUCCUUGGGUAGCGGGAUACCAAUGCUGCAUCGUAAUCUAUACUUUCAUAAGCUUUGGACUGAUUUUGGUUUCGGUGUUCAAUCAAUCAAUACUUAUGGACUCUGCACCAUAAUUUUACUCAGAUUGGGAUAACAAGUUUAUAGAAGACUUAAAGAUCCAAACCUCCUGUGCUGAAGGCUACGUGAAUCUGUUAAAUUUCACAUGGCCUGGUACUGAACUUGGAUGUGAUUGUACAUAAUCAAAUGGAACAGGAAAUUACAAAUAUACAAAGUAAAAAAAAAAUAAAAAUAAAGUUAUUAUUAUAUGGAAUGCAGCGAGUUUAUGCUAGCUGAAAAUUGCCAACCUGUAGAACCUAUAUAUGAAAAGUAAUUUUAGCAUUGGCCUCUUAUUGAUCAAACUUCAGUUAAAUGUGAUUUAUUUUGAUUUAUCUUAAGCUUUCAAACUGUGUGCGAAGGAGAGCUCUAUUUCUGCAAUUGAUGGCUUUUAAAUUGGUGAGGCUAGCGAUGGAUACAAAAAAUGUGGUAAUGUUUUCCAAGUUCCAUCAAAUGAAUCAUGCCCAAUUAGUGAUUUCACUAUUUCGACAGGUUCAGAUGGAGAAGCUAUCGGAACUACAGGACUCUAUUUGAAAAUUUAAAGAGUUCAAUAAGACUAAUUGCCAUUAACAGGAUUUACGAUAGGAUUUAAUUCUAUAUGCUACUCAAUAUCAGACAUAUAUUAGUUUUAGUACUUGGACAAGAUGAUCAACUACCAUUGCUAUGACAACGAUGAGAGAUACGUACGAGUGACUAAUGACAUGCCUUACGAUGACUUAUUAAUGGUGAACGAAGCAUAGGAUGAGUACAAACAAUUAUAUAAAAAUGGUGUUGUCGAAAGCAGAAAUGUAAACCUGUUUUACAAGUACCUUACUUAAUUUUAUUACAACUCAUCGGAAUUGUGUUAGGCUGAGGAUCUAGAAUUUAUUCACGAUUUGAACAAUUACAUAAAGGACAAUGUAAUGGAUGUUUAGUUGGCUGCAUAAGUGAUUGUAGGAAUUCAAGCAGGAGUGUUUGGAUUCUUAAUACCAUUGGUAUCAGCGAUAUCUUUAGUGGGAUGCAACUUUAAAUAUGCAGGUUUGAACAGAAAAAGUUCGCUUUAUAAGGACUUGUUUGGAUUUUGGUUGGGAGUCAAGAUGAUAGGUGAGAUCCUGUGCACGAUCAUCUUGGCAGCUGAUAUGGGAUACUAAUAAUCAAUGAUGAACCACUUCUACGAUUUCAUUAAUGCUGACUGUUCUGAUAAGUUCUCUUUACAGGAGAUGAGUGAUUUCUACAACGAGUACGAGAUCAAGGUUUAUAACUAUGUGCUAUUAAACUUCAUUCUCUGCAUCAUUACGAAUGUCAUUGACUUUUAUGCCACUUAUCUUAUGUGCAGAGACAAGCACAAGGAAGGCAAUUUCCUUAAGACCACGAGUGACAAUUCUCACCUGAAGAAUUUCACUUCUACUCAUCCUGAUGAAUUGCUCAACAGAACAAAGGUGCAACCGCAAUCUGAAAUCAAGCAAUAGCAUUCGUAUCAAUAGAAAAGACAGUUCGAUGAUGUUGAAAUACCAGGAGAUGACAUGCCUAAACCACAUAAGCCUGAAAAUUGAACAUAAUCAUAUAAUUUUAUUCAAGUAUCAUAUUUUUCUA